AUGGCCAAGGUCAACCCUUCCGUCUCGUCUUCUCGCCGCAAGAGCCGUGCCGCUCACUUCAAGGCUCCCUCUGACCAGCGCCGUGUUAUCAUGAGCGCUCCUCUCUCCAAGGAGCUCCGUGAGCAGUACAACGUCCGCUCCAUUCCCGUCCGCAAGGACGACGAGGUCACCAUUGUCCGCGGCUCCAACAAGGGUCGUGAGGGCAAGAUCACCGCCGUCUACCGUGCCAAGUACGUCAUCCACAUCGAGCGCGUCACCCGCGACAAGGCCUCCGGCCAGUCCGUUCCUCUCGGUAUCCACCCGUCCAACGUCGUCAUCAACAAGCUCAAGCUCGACAAGGACCGUGAGAGUAUCCUCGCCCGCUCCAAGGUCGGUCGUGAGCUUAAGGCCACCGGCAAGGUCACUGCUUAA
Molecule: messenger RNA, 411 nt
Organism: Geosmithia morbida
Lineage: Eukaryota; Fungi; Ascomycota; Sordariomycetes; Hypocreales; Bionectriaceae
Product: large subunit ribosomal protein L26e
Exons: 3
Coding region: 1-411 (136 amino acids)
Biological process (GO): ribosomal large subunit biogenesis; cytoplasmic translation
Cellular component (GO): ribosome; cytosolic large ribosomal subunit
Molecular function (GO): RNA binding; structural constituent of ribosome
Source: RefSeq, a predicted model, not a curated record